AUGUCUGGCUGGGUGGAUUGGUCCAAGACCACGCAAUCCCGCAACUAUCGCGGCUCGACCUCGUUCGCGACAUUCAUGAUCAUCGGGCCGACCUGCUUCUUCCUCGGCAUCCUCUUCGCCUCCUUCCCCUACGACUUCCCCCUCCUCUGGACCUCGGCGCCCGUCCCGGACACCUUCUUCCAGCACCUCGAAACCCACCUCAAGUUCAUGCACCAGUCCCCGCCCCUCAUCGGCCGCCUCCUCAACAUCAUUGUCUUCACCGGCUUCCUCGGCUUCUUCAUCAAGCUCUUCCGCCCCUCCGAGGCCAACGUCCUCUUUGACGGCGCCUCCCUGGUCCUGUACCUCAUCGGCGUCGGCGUCUAUAUCACAAACAUCGUCAAGGGUCUGCGCUCCGUCUCCGCGGGCAUCUGGGACGACCCCGAGUUCACAGGCGAGGUCAAGGACCCACGCGUCGAUGGGGAGAUCAUCCUCGGAAAGGAGGACAGCUUGAAGGUCCUGGCGGCGAGUAACACCAUCCUCGCGCUCGUCUUGGUCGGUGUCUUGGUGUUGCAGGCGGGCCAGUGGUAUGCCGAGCGCAAGGACCGCGAGGACUUCGUCAAGCUUGAGGAGGAGAAGAACAGCAAGGGAUCUGCUUCGCAUAAGAAGAAGCAGUAA
Molecule: messenger RNA, 654 nt
Organism: Colletotrichum spaethianum
Lineage: Eukaryota; Fungi; Ascomycota; Sordariomycetes; Glomerellales; Glomerellaceae
Product: sedoheptulose 1,7-bisphosphatase
Exons: 2
Coding region: 1-654 (217 amino acids)
Biological process (GO): endoplasmic reticulum to Golgi vesicle-mediated transport
Cellular component (GO): endoplasmic reticulum membrane
Source: RefSeq, a predicted model, not a curated record